Messenger RNA from Zingiber officinale, 3249 nucleotides. Its product is annotated as probable AMP deaminase. Gene Ontology annotation, cellular component: cytosol. The record is from RefSeq and is a predicted model, not a curated record. Bases 146 to 2761 code for a protein of 871 amino acids. NCBI's taxonomy places the organism in Eukaryota, Viridiplantae, Streptophyta, Magnoliopsida, Zingiberales, Zingiberaceae. Gene Ontology annotation, biological process: AMP metabolic process; IMP salvage. Gene Ontology annotation, molecular function: AMP deaminase activity. The transcript is spliced from 20 exons.
CUUCGAAUGCCCCUUCUCUUCUCCCAAACCCGCCGCCGAGCCGAUAGGCGACAGGUCGCUUCUCAGUUCUCCCAUUUCGUGUCUUGGAAGGUUCUGGAGAGAAACCCUAACCUGAGGCGAGGAAAACCAAUCGGAGGCGCGCCGGAUGGACGCCUACGCUCUCCACCUCGCUGUGGCGGCGCUCGUCGGCGCCUCCGUCGUCGCCGUCUCCGCCUACUACAUGCACCGCAAAACCCUAAGCCAGGUCCUCGACUUCGCCCGCGCCGUCGAGAGGGAGCGUGACCGUCGCCGCGAUGCCGCCCUCGAAGACGAGGGCGACGAGACCAGGAGGUGGAGGCGUGGCCAGUACGGCCCUCGACGCAAGAGCCCCGGUUACUACCGACGCGUCGGAGGGUCGGUGUCGUUGCCGGACGUAAUGGCGGCGGCGGAGACGGACGGGGAGGAGGAGGAGGAGGCUCUGGAGGGCCAGGUGCCGGUGACGAAUGGGCCGUUCUUGGUGGAGGAGGAUCAAAAGGGAUAUCCGAUUCCCGAAGGGUUGCCUCGUCUGCAAACCGUUCCGGAAGGUAAUAAGCAAUCUGCUCAUGCUGUCCCAAAUAAAAGAGGGGGACAUGUUAUCAGACCAGCUUCUCCUAAAUCUUCUGUUCAUAGCGCUUUUGGUAGUCAAGAUGGUUCAGAGGAAGAUGAUAAUAUGGGAAAUGAUGCAAAACUUGAUGAUGCCUAUUUACACACAAAUGGACAUUUCAUAGACGAUAACAGCAAAGGCUUAUUUCAAGCUUUGCCUAAUCAUAUUGUUGGAAAUGCUGAUCCAAAAUCAAUAACUGCAUCUAGCAUGAUUCGAUCUCAUAGUGUGUCCGGUAAUCUGCACGGUGUACAACCUGACCCUGUAGCAGCAGAUAUUCUUAGAAGAGAGCCUGAACAAGAAACUUUUGUAAGACUAAAAAUUACUCCAACAGAGAGAUCAUCUCCUGAUGAAGAAGAUGUCUAUAUAAUUCUCCAGAAAUGUCUUGCACUGCGAGAGAGUUAUGUCUUCAGAGAGGAAGUUGCUCCUUGGGAGAAAGAAGUCAUAACGGACCCUAGUACACCAAAGCCUAACCUUAACCCCUUUGCCUAUGUGUUCGAACAGAAGACAGAUCACGUGUUCCAUAUGGUGGACGGAGUUGCUCAUGUUUAUGCUAAUAAAGAUUUAAAAGAAAGGCUUUUCCCAGUUGCUGACGCUACAACCUUUUUUACGGACUUGCACUAUAUCCUCCGAGUUCUUGCAGUUGGAAAUAUCAGAACAUUAUGCCAUCAGCGUCUAGAUCUUCUUGAACAGAAAUUUAAUCUUCAUUUGAUGCUCAACGCGGAUAGAGAAUUUCUUGCUCAGAAAAGUGCUCCUCAUCGUGAUUUUUACAAUGUCAGGAAGGUUGACACUCAUGUUCAUCACUCAGCAUGUAUGAACCAGAAACAUCUGUUGAGAUUCAUUAAAUCAAAGCUGAGAAAGGAACCUGAUGAGGUUGUGAUAUUCAGAGACGGGACCUAUAUGACACUGAAAGAGGUUUUUGAGAGUUUGGACUUGACUGGGUCUGAUCUUAAUGUUGAUCUCUUAGAUGUCCAUGCAGACAAGAGCACCUUUCAUCGGUUUGAUAAGUUCAACCUUAAAUACAAUCCUUGUGGCCAGAGUAGGCUACGGGAAAUUUUUCUGAAGCAAGAUAAUCUCAUACAAGGUCGUUUUAUGGCUGAGCUUACAAAGCAAGUGUUUUCUGAUCUCGCCGUCAGUAAAUACCAGAUGGCGGAAUAUAGAAUAUCCAUAUAUGGAAGGAAGCAAAGCGAGUGGGACCAGCUUGCAAGUUGGAUAGUUAAUAAUGAACUAUACAGUAAAAAUGUUGUUUGGUUGAUUCAGAUUCCAAGGUUAUACAAUAUUUACAAGGAAAUGGGUAUAGUAAACUCAUUUCAAACGCUUCUUGACAAUAUCUUCCUUCCCCUUUUUGAGGUCACAGUAGACCCUGAUUCACACCCACAGUUGCAUGUUUUUUUGAAACAGGUUGUUGGUCUAGAUUUGGUGGAUGAUGAAAGCAAACCAGAAAGACGCCCAACAAAGCAUAUGCCAACUCCAGAACAAUGGACAAAUGUUUUUAACCCUGCAUUCUCAUAUUAUGCAUACUAUUGCUAUGCUAAUUUGUAUACUCUGAACAAGCUCCGUGAGUCCAAGGGCCUGACAACAAUCAAAUUUCGCCCUCAUUCAGGAGAGGCUGGUGACAUUGAUCACCUUGCUGCGACAUUUCUUUGUGCUAAUAAUAUAGCUCAUGGAAUCAAACUAAGAAAGUCCCCUGUCCUUCAGUAUUUGUAUUAUCUUGCUCAGAUAGGUUUGGCGAUGUCUCCUCUCAGCAACAACUCACUAUUUCUGGAUUAUCAUCGGAACCCGUUUCCAAUGUUCUUUCGCAGAGGUCUAAAUGUUUCUCUUUCAACAGAUGAUCCUCUGCAAAUUCAUCUAACAAAAGAACCUCUGGUGGAAGAGUACAGUAUUGCAGCCUCGGUGUGGAAACUUAGUUCGUGUGAUUUAUGUGAAAUUGCCAGGAAUUCAGUUUGCCAGUCGGGUUUUUCACAUGCUCUUAAGUCGCAUUGGAUUGGGAAACAUUAUUACAAGCGAGGACCUGAUUGCAAUGACAUCCAUAGAACCAAUGUACCUCAUAUCCGACUUGAAUUUCGUGACAUGAUAUGGAGAGAAGAGAUGCGACUAGUUUAUUUAGGAAAGCCUAUUAUACCAAAAGAAAUGGAGAAGUGAGGCUUUCUUCCUGCCUUUUUGUUAUAGGUUGAUCAUAUCGUAUUUUCGUGCCGAUCAUCGAUCAUCGGGUUCAAAGUUUAGCUAUCGAGCCUUGCGCUAAGGUUCGACCAAUAUCCAUCCAAGACCAAUUAAACGUUUGCAUUAUGCAUAAGCUGGAAAGCAGAAAAACAGUGUGAUUAGCUGACGCCUUACGCGUCAUCUACCCUCGACUCGAGGUAACGAGACCCAGCCAUUUAAGGCCAGGGGCGUCGCUCUUAGUUUCAGGUUAUUCAAAUUGAUAAAUAAGUAAACUAAAACUCUUCAUUUGAUUUAGUUGUAGAUGCGAAAGCAUUUACACAAUGUAUAUGGCGGUGACUUGUGUACUCAGACAUUAAUCAGCUGAGCUAUGUUCAUUUGCUAGGAAACAAAAAAAUAAUACCCUUCGCCUUGAGUUGGUGAAUGGUUGAUCAAUCAGGUGCUAAUCAAUUAUAUUAAGAGAAUUAUAAGCU